Molecule: messenger RNA, 2496 nt
Organism: Neltuma alba
Lineage: Eukaryota; Viridiplantae; Streptophyta; Magnoliopsida; Fabales; Fabaceae
Product: cation/H(+) antiporter 15-like
Exons: 3
Coding region: 1-2496 (831 amino acids)
Biological process (GO): regulation of pH; proton transmembrane transport
Cellular component (GO): membrane; endomembrane system
Molecular function (GO): antiporter activity
Source: RefSeq, a predicted model, not a curated record
AUGGCAGCUGCAAAAGCUCAUUAUUUUCAUAACUCUACAUGGUCCUCCACAAUAUCAUGCUACGAAGUAGCAGCAAGCAAUCCCAAUAGAAUAUGGAAAAGUGGGCCCAUCCUCGAAGACGAGGGCCAAUUCUUGUGUGUGCAAAUCGCCUACGCUGUAUUUACUUCUAAUAUUUUGUACUACAUCAUCAAACCUUUUCACCAGCCUCGCAUUAUCGCAGAGAUUCUCGCUGGUCUCACUUUAAGUCCUCUAUUUUUGGGACGCACCGUAAUAGGGAAGACGCUUUUGGCUCCAAGAUUACUCCUCAAUAUUGAAACCUACGCUAAUAUUGGCCUCAUGUGCUAUGUUCUUCUCAGCGGUUUAGAAAUGAACUUAGAUACGAUUCUACGAAUCCGAAGGAAGGCCGUAAGCAUCGCCGUUGCUGGGAUUAUCGUACCAGUGGCGAUUGGGGUUGGCCUCUUUGCUAUGUUACGUCAUUUUUAUGAAAAUUCUGCAGCAGAAACCCAUUUCCGUGAGGAUAAAAAAUAUAUCGUUGAGGCGUAUUUAUUCUGGAGUUUGGCUCUAAUCAUCACAGGCUUCCCAAUCCUUGCCCGAGUCCUUACUGAUCUCAAGUUGCUGAAUACGAAGCUCGGCAGAAUCACUUUAACUGCAGCUAUGAUAAGCGACGCCUAUGGUUGGUUUUUGUUCGUGAUAUUGAUUCCAUUUGCCGGUAAUGAUACAAGACCAGUACUGUCGGUGCUAACUACCUUAUUGUUCAUCCUCAUAUGCUUAUUUGCCGUACGCCCAAUCAUUACCCGAUACAUUCAUUACAAAACCGACACAGAUUCGUGGGAGAAUUCUCAGCUGGUCACUACAGUGUUGUUGGGUGCUAUCGUUUGUUCUUAUAUUACAGAUGCGCUUGGCACGCACGCCAUUGUUGGAGCUUUUGUGUAUGGGCUUAUUUUACCUAAUGGGAAAUUUGCUGAUCUGGUGAUGGGGAAGGUAGAUGAUUGUGCUUCCGGGCUUAUAUCAUCACUUUUCUUCUUUCGUUCUGGCUUAACAGUUAACUUGGUCACGGUUGCACAACAAAAAUAUUGGCCAUUGAUGGCCCUCGUUAUCGUCCUUCUAUUCAUCCCCAAAGUCUUGAGCACUUUGAUAACUACCUUCUUCUUCAAUAUACCUGCUCGUGAUGGCUUGGGCAUUGGACUACUUCUCAACACCAAAGGCGUCCUGGCACUGAUCAUUCUAGACAUAGCCUGGGAUAGAAAGAUUUUAUCUGUGCUAUAUUUCACGAUUAUGGUUUCUGCGGUUUUUCUGAUGACUAUCGUGGCGCCUAUUUUCAUCAGCGCCAUGUACCACCCAAGAAGGCGCUUUGAGAUGUACAAGCUAAGGACUGUCCAAAAGCUAAGGCUUGAGACAGAACUUCGAAUCCUUGCUUGUGUCCACAACGUUCGCCAAGCUGCAAGCAUGGUUAGCGUCUUAAAAAACUGCAAUGCCACCAGAAUUUCUCCUAUGCAUGUGUUUGGAGUUCGUCUGGUUGAAUUUAGGGGCCGAGCUGCCGCCACCCUUUUUGCCGCCCAUAUAGAACAACCUAGCACCCUCACCGGAUCACCAAGCAUGGCCGGAUCAUCACAAAAUGAGUCAGAGAACAUCACGAACGCCUUCAACGUUCUAACAGAGUGGAACCACGCCGUUAGAGUCGAAACCACCGAUGCCAUGUCGGUAUAUGAAACCAUUCAUGAUGAUGUAUACUGCUUGGCACAGCAAAAACUAACGUCCAUAGUGCUCCUCCCUUUUCACAAGCAAGCAGAUGUAGAAGGUGGUCUGGAGACAACAAACGCUAUAUACAAAGACAUAAACCUGAACGUUCUGCAAAAUCCUCCUUGUUCGGUGGCAGUCUUCGUUGAUCGUGGUAUUGGGACAUCAUCGUCCAGAAACAACACAAGCAUCCUAACGCUCUUCGUCGGCGGUCCUGACGAUCGUGAAGCCUUGGCUGUUACAUGGAGAAUGGCCGGGCAGCCAGGGACGGAAGUCUCCGUGGUGCGGAUUGUUCUGUAUGGUGAAGCUGCAGACGUAUCAGUCGACAGUGAAUCUCAGUGGAUAUCUUCUGCAAUAAUGGACGAAGAGAGGCACAAGUUGUUAGAUGACGAGUAUUUAGAUUCAUUCAGGCUCAAGGUGGUUCAUAAUAAUGACUACGUUACAUACUCAGAGGAGGACGUGGGCAGUGCUGAUGAACUGACUUCACUUAUGCAGGAGUUUGCCAAAGAUGACUAUGAUCUGAUCAUCGUUGGGCAAGGGAAUAAUAGGAACUCAGCCUUAUUUUCAAAUCUCUUACAAUGGUGUGACAACCAAGAACUGGGAGUAUUAGGGGACAUAGUGGCCUCAGAUAAUUUUGGUUCCCAAUCUUCAUUGCUUGUUGUGCAGCAAUAUGAUUCGAUCAUGGAGAACGGGGCUCAAACUCGACAACCCGCACAUUCGCCUGCAAAUAGUGAUAGCUCUCAGGCACCUCUUGUGUAA